Erythranthe guttata (spotted monkey flower) is the source of this 830-nucleotide messenger RNA. NCBI's taxonomy places the organism in Eukaryota, Viridiplantae, Streptophyta, Magnoliopsida, Lamiales, Phrymaceae. The record is from RefSeq and is a predicted model, not a curated record.
AUGGGUCAGCCCAAUGGUCUUGAAGCCCACAGGUCUUCUAAGUCCGGGAAUCUUCAAGCCCAAUAUCGGGAAUGCCGAGAGUCCUUCCCACGCGUCCGAGUCAUUGUCAAUUUACGCAUUUACCCGGCUGUUGAUUAUUACAAUACGCGUGUUUUAUAUUUCUUUUUUCAAAAGGUACACUUAUUCAUGUACGGGCUACUUUUCGGGCUAGCGGACACAUGGGCGGCAAUGCCGGACAACAAGUUGGUGGGAAAAGCCAUUAGAGACCCGGAAAAGCUCAAGAUCAUAGCAAGCAACCCAAGGAGAUACACGGGCAAGCCAAGAGUUGGCACUAUGAGGGAGAUUGCAAGGCAGUGCGAGUACGUGCAGAACAACUUCGAUAAAGUGCGGGUCCCGUUUCUGACGGCCCACGGUACCUCCGACGGGGUCACUUGCCCGUCCGGUUCGAGGAUGCUGUACGAGAAGGCGAGCAGUGAGGACAAGACUCUGAAGAUUUACGAGGGAGGUUAUCAUUCUUUGAUACAAGGUGAGCCUGAUGAGAGUGCUGAUCUUGUGCUUGCUGAUAUGAGGGCUUGGAUUGAUGCUAGGGUUUGAUAUAUAUAUAUAUAUAUAUAUAUAUAUAUAUAUAUAUAUAUAUAUAUAUAUAUAUAUAUAUAUAUCUAUAUACACUUAUACUUGAGGCAAUAUGAGAACAUGUGUUAUUGAGGUUGUGAGAAGUGGAAAGUGCAUGGAGAGAAUAUUUGACUUGACUUGACUUGAUUAAUGUAAUAAAUAAAUAUGUAAUAUAAAUACAUUUUCAUGAUUAAUAUACAUGUGGUUACAAUUGCAAA